UCGUAUGGCUCGGUUUUGCCCCUCGCUCAGUCGCACCUUCACGAUCGCCGUAUCUCGCCGGCAAGGUCAAGCUGGUCCCCAGGUGUGCGGCUCUCCGUUACGGUGUGUGCGUUUGGCGCGGACACGAAACAGUACGGAUGUGAUCGCAGUUCGCGCGCAGACGUAAAUAAAAACAGUGCUCGGCCACAGCAAUGGCCCGGCCCGGGAUGGUAGUCCCGCUGCGUUCGCUACACCCAACCUGCCUAAUGUAUGCAUUGCUAAUACUGGCGGCGUCAAUGUGCACGGCCGGUGCCACAAAGCAAGGGCCCCCUCCAAGAGAUGCCACUCUGCAUGACUUCGACUGGAAGCUGGUUCGGGAAGUGUUCCGACACGAGGACUCCAAUGUGGUGUUUUCACCGUUUUCACUCAAACUGCUGAUGACGCUGCUGUACGAAGCCAGCGAAGUGGGCUCGCAAACACGCCACGAGCUCGAGGCCGUUCUGGGUGAGCGGAAUCUAAACCAAACGCGUGACUUCUACGGCCAAUUUCUGGAAGCAUCCACGAAAACGAACGGGGAUUACGAUUUCGAUAUCGGCACCCGGGUGUUUCUGGACAAAUCACACGGAAAGCUUAACCCACAGUACAGGGAGCGGCUCGAGCGUACGUACCGUACCUCGCUCGAGUGGCUGUCGUUCAACGAGACACGGGCGGCGGCCGAUCGGAUUAAUCAGUGGUGCGAGAAGGUGACACAGGGACACAUCCGUGACCUGGUAAAAGAAGAUACCAUCCACGGGUCAAUGCUUAUCUUGGCGAACGUACUGUUUUUGAAGGCAUCCUGGAAGAACUCGUUCCUUGACGAGCAUACGCACGACCGGGAGUUCCACAUCGGGCCCAACGCCAGUGUCGCGGUACAGUUUAUGCACCAGACAGACCUGUACGACUAUACCGACCACACGGAAUUGGGUGCGCAAGUGCUGCGGCUCCCGUACAAGGGCCGUCAGUUUAGCAUGAAUAUGGUGCUGCCCCACCCGAACGUUACCUUGGCAACCGUUGCCGCCAGCCUGUCAUCCAAAAUGCUCGACUCUGUCGCCAAGCGAUUCGUGCGGGAAGAGGUGACUGUAAUUAUACCAAAAUUCAAGUUCAACUUUGGCACACUCAUGAACGAGGCGAUGCAAAGCCUCGGAAUUCGCGAAAUUUUCUCACGCAACGCUUCGCUGCCGAUGCUUUCUUCGUUCAGUAACUCCUCGAAAACUGGCGAUCUGGAGGUAUCGAAGAUUUUGCAGAAAGUAGGCAUUGAAAUCAACGAAAAGGGAACGCUUGCCUUCGCCGCCACAGAAAUUCAACUGGUCAAUAAAUUCGGCUACGAUGGCGAUCCGUUCAUCUUCGAAGCGAACCGACCGUUCGUGUUCUACAUUCUCGACGAGGAAACCAGCACAAUCCUGUUCGUGGGACAGGUGCUGGAUCCGUCUCAAAGAACGACCACAUAGCGAGGGUUCGCGGAGGAGUAUGCGGCGCGGAGGAGAGUCUUGCCUGUACUAGCUUUAAGAUAACCAAUCCAUUCCACGGCCUCGCAAUGCUCAUAAGAAAGGCAGUUUGGGUGAAAUUUAGCAAGCUGAGGUUAGCAUUUACCUUGGAAUAAUAUCUGUAAGUCAUCGACCGGGAACACUGCGUCCCAACCAACCACUUAGCAACAAUCAAGUCAGCAUGCGUCAGGGUUGACGCUUAGAGUUGGGUUGUUAAAACCAUUAGCAGCCAGCUCGCAUUGCCGAGGAACAAACGACUGACACGAAUUGGGACAGCGCCCGGAAUUAUGCCACUCGCGAGUUAGUAAUCGACAAUCGUUGCGUUCCUUUAGUGACUAAGUUUAAUAGGGAACAAAAUAAACGAAAGCAUCUUUGUUGCAAAGUACUCAUGGACUUUCCAACCAGUUUCGUAGGAAGUGAGCUGGGGAUUUUCAGUUUUUCUGUCAGCUUAUCAAUCAGUACGAUAAGGUAUUGACGACUACCACUGCGAAGUUUCUAGGAGUGAACAGGAUCAGGGCGUGUAAAUGUUAUUUUUAAAAAAUAGUUUGCAUCCAGUGAACAGUAUGGUCGUUCAUAGGAGUAGAUUUUACAUGACUGACAUUCCAAAACCGGACCAAAAGAUUAUUUCGCUAUUGGUCUGACAACUCUGAUCAAUUCUAUUCAGAUGCCAAACUAUACAGAAACUGAGACAAACUUGUUGCGCCAGCUGUGCCACGUUAAGGACGAUGUUUAUGCAGUUACUUAUCGGCCAUAGAGUGUCAUUGCUCAGACUUAACCGUUCAAAUAAAGGCAAUUGUCGUUACCGGCCAUGUUUUGGUUCGUUUUGGACGGCGGUUCGACUCUUGAUUAUCAACA
Molecule: messenger RNA, 2357 nt
Organism: Anopheles bellator
Lineage: Eukaryota; Metazoa; Arthropoda; Insecta; Diptera; Culicidae
Product: serine protease inhibitor 2-like
Exons: 7
Coding region: 192-1466 (424 amino acids)
Molecular function (GO): serine-type endopeptidase inhibitor activity
Source: RefSeq, a predicted model, not a curated record